AUUCUUUAUAGGUGGAGCCUGGAGGAGCAUAAACUGCUCUGUCUGAGUUUGCCAAAUUCUUCCAGAAAAACCUUUUCAUUUCUCCCCACUCUCUUUCUUCUCUCUGUUUCUCACUCAUAAAAGGAGCAUCUUUUUAUUCUGCUUUCAUGUGCAAAGCCCAUAAAUUUUUGGUUACAGGGUUCUUUUCUUUUUUCUUACAAGGAUAACUCUGUGGGGAUCCUCUGGAUUUUGGUGCAGGACUAUAGAUACAAAAGUCAAACGUUUUUAAACACGGUCGAUGAAUGUAAAGAAAUGCAGCUAUACCACCACUUGUUCUCGUUAGACAGCCAGAAGGUAAGGCUUGCAUUGGAAGAAAAAAACAUCGACUACACAUCUUUCCACGUAAACCCCAUCACAGGCAAGAAUUUCGACAUCAGUUUCUUCCGGAAGAAUCCGAGUGGCAAGCUCCCGGUUUUCCAGAAUGGCUCCCACAUUUUAUACGACACGAUAGAAAUCAUCCAGUACAUAGAUAGAAUAGCGAUGGUCUCGUCGGGUUUUAACGGGCCCACACUCGACUCACCCGAGACCACGAAUUGGAUUCAAAAAAUCCAACAAUGGAACUCGGAAUACUUUACACUCUCACACCUCCCGGCAAAAUACCGCCUCUCGGCUUCGAAAUUCCUCAGGCGAGUAAUAAUCGCGCGAAUGGCUGAGUGCCCGGAGCUUGCGAGUGCUUACCAUGAAAGACUGAAAGAGGCUUACGAGACGGAGGAGAAACUCAAGGACUCGGAAAUUUUAACGAGAAGUCGAGUGCAGCUCGAGAGGAUACUUGACGAGGCGGAGGUUCAGCUGAAAGAGAAGAAGUAUUUGGUUGGGGAGAGUUUUACGCUGGCGGAUGUUGUGUUUGUGCCUGUUUUGAGCCGGCUGGCGGUUUUGGAGUUGGAGGAGAAGUAUAUAGAGACGAGGCCGAACGUGGCUGAGUAUUGGGGUUUGGUUCGGGAGAGGCCGAGUUAUGGGAAAGUGAUUGGAAAGUAUUUUGAUGGGUGGAGGAGGCACAAGACUCUGUUCAAGACAUGGUGUUUUGUGAAGAUGAGGAGUUUAUUGAAACAGUAUUAGUGGUGUUUUUGUGGGGUUCAGUGUACAUGGAGUUUUGAGUGUGUGUGUGUGUUGAGUUUUGUUGGGACACUAUUGCUGAAAAAAGUGUGGAGUUUUACCAAUUGUUAGGGAAUAUUGGCUAUAAUGUAAGCAAGAUGUACUGUGUAUGUGAUUUGAUUGUGGACAAAAAAAAUUGUUUUUUUUUUUUGUCAAACGAUUAUAUUAAAAAGUAGAAAAGAUUACAC
This is a messenger RNA of Striga asiatica, 1319 nucleotides long. Lineage: Eukaryota; Viridiplantae; Streptophyta; Magnoliopsida; Lamiales; Orobanchaceae. The record is from the annotation of a GenBank genome assembly.